AUGGGAAACAAGGGAAGCUCAUGUGAGCAUUUGGGAGUGUCCAAAAUAACUGUACCUAUUUGGAAGUACGAAAGAAUUAAUUCUACCGAUGAAUCUUUUGCUUCUCUAAUAGGAGAUUCUCCACAUGAGCAUGCGGUCGGAAGUACGAUAACCUCAACCAAAAUGUACGGAGCAAAUGCUACAAUAAGUGUGUGGGAUCCAACCGUAGAAAGCAGAGAUGAGUUCAGCUUAUCGCUAAUUUGGAUUACAUCUGGAAGCUACAACAAAAACAAUCUCAACAGCAUUGAAGCUGGUUGGCAGGUUUUACCAAAUUUGUAUCAAGACAGUAAACCAAGACUAUUCAUCUUUUGGACUUUUAAUAAUAUAACUUCUAAUUCUCUCCUCUCUCUAUUGAUCACUAACGAAGAUAAUAAUAAUAUUAACCUAAAAUAUCAAUAUCUAUUGACCAAAAUUAAAAUCCAAAACAUCAAAUUUCAUAAAAUAGAAGGAAUAUAA
Messenger RNA from Arabidopsis thaliana (thale cress), 495 nucleotides. RefSeq lists its product as hypothetical. Bases 1 to 495 code for a protein of 164 amino acids. The transcript is spliced from 4 exons. The record is from RefSeq and is marked reviewed. NCBI's taxonomy places the organism in Eukaryota, Viridiplantae, Streptophyta, Magnoliopsida, Brassicales, Brassicaceae.